CUGUGGCCGGAAGCAUUUCGUCCGUCAUUUUUGAUCUAUAGAUUUUACAAAUCUGUAAAUUGCAUUGAUAGUUUUGUGCGAUUAUUUAGUGAUUUCAUUGAAAUAUAAUUAUUUGUCGCUUAAAAAUCGUCUAGUUUCCGUAGUGUCGUCGAGAGCUACUAGAAAAAACAAUGUCUGGUGAACCCGAUGUAGCACACACACCAGAGGGUGAGGAGGAGGAGAUCAAGUCCACCUACAAACCUCCCCCGGAGAAGACCAUUGAGGAAAUCCUGGCGGCCGACCAGGAGGAUGAGUCCUUGCGGAAAUAUAAGGAGGCUCUGUUGGGGCAGGCGCAGACCGGAACUGUUGUUGUUGACGCCUCGGAUCCCCGUAAGGUCAUAGUGAAGAAGCUGGCGCUGUGCGUCGCGGGCAGGGACGACGUGGAACUAGACCUUUCUGGAGACCUCACUGACCUCAAGAAACAGGUGUUCGUGAUCAAGGAGGGCGUGCAAUACCGGAUAAGGAUCGACUUCAUCGUACAGCGUGAGAUCGUGCAUGGCCUGAAGUACGUGCAGAAGACGUAUCGGCUCGGAGUACCAGUGGACAAAAUGACCCACAUGGUCGGCUCGUACCCCCCAAAAACUGAGAUCCAAUCCUACACCACGCCGCCCGAAGACGCGCCUUCCGGCAUGAUGGCGCGAGGUUCAUACACCGUCAACAGUCUCUUCACGGACGAUGAUAAAAACGUGCAUCUCCAGUGGGAGUGGAGCUUCGAGAUCAAGAAGGACUGGAAGGACUAAGCUUGGUAAGAGACUGGAUUGAAGUGCCAUUGGUGAUUUUGAAAUGGGAUUACGGGAGAUACUGGUUCAGCUACAAAAAUUAUAUUUAUUUUCGUUUUUCUUUUUGGCCCGACCUUUACUCUAAAAGUCUAGCCCGCUUCAUAAACGUUUACUAAAGUUAACGAGCCGAUAAUAGUUUGUCCCUUUCCAUCAUACCGAUACGUCCGAAAGGGAGAAACAAUUAUUAUCCGCUUCUUACUUAUACUUUAGUAAACGUUUAUGAAUAAGGGGGUAAAUAAUCAUUCUCAGGUAGGUGGCUAGACGCUAGGGGCCACCCCUAUAGUUCGUUUUUUUAGCAUUAGAAAGAACUUGCAAGAAGGUAAACGAUCUUGACAUGUCUUUUAAUUAAAAAACGCUUUUUAAAAAUCAAAAACUAUUAAUUAUGAAAGCAGAAGAGUAUAAAUGAUCGUAUUAGAUUCAUAAUUGUUACAUAUUUGCCGUAACUUAUUUUUAAAAUGUGUUUUUCAAUUAAAAGACACAUCAAGAUUGUUUACCUAAUUUCUAAUGCUAAAAAAAACGAAGUAGGUAUAGUCAAGUCGAUAAUUCGUUGUACCUUUAAGAUGGUUAACGACUUUUUACUAAGUGAAUAUUUCCGUGUUUUGCGGUAAACCUAACAAUUACUUUGUUUUGUAAAGUAUGAUGUAAAGAGGAUUGGCUAAAACGAAAAACGAAAGACUACCAUUACACAAAGUAAUAAUGGUUUCGAUUCCUGUUACCUUGAUCUGAGUAUAUCAGUGAUGUAAUAGUAUUCUAGAAGUGUCAUGUAGUCAGGAGAGAAUUUUCUAUUAGUACCAUGUAAUUGUAAAAUCCUUGUAGAGUUAAUACUUGGAAAAAAGAUACCAAUUGUAAUUUAAAGUGCUUAUUUGAAUAUUCCUGUAUGGCACUUCUGUUGGCAUGUAAACGAAUGGAUUAUAAGAGUAUUUUGUCUAAAAUGUGUGACGGAAUUAUAUUUACACUCUUAGCGCCACUUGCACCAUCCCACUAACCCAGGAUUAACCGGUUAAACCGGUAAUCCAGUGUCAAAUUGUACUGGUAACCAUGGUAGCUCCAGGUUUAACCGGUUAACUCCCGGGUUAGUGAAUGGUGCAAGUGGCCCUUAGUUGUGUAUACUGUCUACUCUCCCGUUCUCCUUUAGGCCAAGAAAUUCCAUUUUGAAAUUAUACUCAGUAUAAUAUGUUAGACAUAUCUAAUAUAAGUUUCGUUCAUAUUACUUUCAAGUAAAUGCCCAAUUGGAUACUUAUUACAAUCCAGUACCCGACUCUUAGGCGGUCUUCACGCCGGAUGCUAUUUCGCACGCUAGUCCGGAGUGCGAGCGAGACAUCGCUAUGUACGCGCCUACCGCUGUCACACUCGUACACCGCGACGUGCGAAUUCGCCAGUGUGAUAACCGCAUUAGAUUUGUGUCGUUAAAGUUGGCUGACUGAAAUAUCAAAUAUCGACAAACUUAGUAUCUAAGAGUCACUAGGUAUAUCCAUAUUUGCUUUAUUUUCUACUUUAGAAAUUAAAUUUUUUAAAUUACAUUUGACCAAAGCGAAAGAAACUUGGAAAUUUUGUCAGGUUUGGUCAAAUCAACACUUAGUAUUAAUCCCUAUUGAAAACCAAAUAUCGUACCCUCACUAACCUAAAGUGUUUAAGAAAGCUUUGGAUUCGCUUAUACCUUUUUGAUAGUACCUUUAUACUUUUUCAAUAAUAAUAUACAAAAAAUAAAUAUGUAUGAUAUGACGUUUUCCCUAAUUCCUGUAGAUAAUACAUGAGCCUUAUUGAAAUCACUAUUAGUAUAUGUAAAAAGUAGACUACGAAGUAUCCUACAAUAUUUUUGUACCUAUUAGAUACAUUCAAAUACUCAUACCCUAGUAUUAGGAGUAAUAAAAUAUAUAAUUAGGGAUGUAACGAUACCGAUACCGAUACGAUAUAUCGGCCGAUAUAAUCGGCAGACCGAUAUAUCGGCAUCGCCGAUUUAAAUUCAGCCGAUAUUACAGUUUGAAAAGCGCGCGAGACGAAUGACGCUGCUAAUAAUUUGAAUACACUUUGUUUCCAUAACAAAUAACCCUCCUUUUGCGUUGCCGUAAUCGGGUAAAAACUACCUAAAGUGAACUAUAAUUACUGAUUUGGAUUUACUUUUGCAUUGAUUGCUUGGUGGUUACCUAAAUAAAUGUUUUCUUUGAUUUUGAUUUGGCAUUUUUCUUUUAUUAGUUUUACAGUUUUUCACACUUCACAAAAUCGAGUGUCUAUUAAUACAUAUGUAUGUUUUAUGCAUAAUAAGUAUAUAAUUCCUUACUUGUUAUAUCUAUUAGCUAACUACUGUGCCAUUGAUAUCGGUAUCUGUAUCGGUAUCGCCGAUUACUUACUUCAAAAAUCGGUAUCGGUAUCGUAUCGGUAAAAUCAUGUAUCGUUACAUCCCUAUAUAUAAUAUGCAAUGUAUUUACUUAUCGUUUAUUAAAAUACACUCGGCUAGUAAAUGGUAAUAAAAUCUAAGUGUGAUUACAAUAUAAAGUAUAGUUCGUAGCUUUCUAAUAGAGCCUGACGGCUAAUCCUAUUGUCUAUAGGCUACAUUCCUACUAGUCAAAUCAGCUUCUUUUUUAGAACUGUCAAAACGAUUUGCUAAUAUGGAAUUUAUAUGAAAACGAAUGUAGUGACGUCACGGUAAACUCACCUACUUUUUAUAGUUCAAUCCGAUUUAUUAAAUACAAAUUGUGUUUAAAAAUAGCUGCUAGUAUCUAUGUUUUUCCAAUAAUUAUCUGGUGCUUUAUUUCGUGCACGGUUUGAAAUAAUUUAUUUUAAGUACAGGAAACAUCCCUAUUGUUAAGUACCUAAAACCGCACGUGCUACUUACCUGCGAAAAGGGUCUUAAUUAUUCUAUUUGGCACCUGAACGCGGGCUAGUCCAACGCUCAAAAAACCAGUGUAGGUGCGAUCUCCGAUAACGCGCCUUUGUUACGCAUCUCGAUGACACAUUUUUGACCGGUUCUGUAGCGUACAGUCGCCAUCAGAUAUAUCGGAGCGGUCAAGGCACUCACAAAUAUCUGAACACGCCUCUAUUGUCAAGGCGUUAGAGUGCGUGUUCAGAUAUUGUGAACACCUCGGCCGCUCCGAUAUAUCUGAUGGCGACUGUACAACUCGCCGGUAUUCAAUUACCUGGGUAAAGUGAACGAACGAUUUUUUAUGCAGGUGGUUGUGGCGCGUGGCACGAGCGGUUUUACUUAACAAUAGACAAUAGGAUUAACCGUCGGGCUCUAUUAGAAAGCUACGAACUAUAAUAAUGAAAGAAAUCACUAUUAAUAACAGACAAGUAUGUUACUUUUUGCUAGCUGGGUCAUCACAAUAUGACUUUAAUUAUACUAUCAACAAGGGUCGGCAAACGCUUAAGUGGCUUCUGCCCAUGGUUGCUUAUGUCCAUGGGCGACGAUUACCGCUUCUCAUCAGGCGGCUCGUUUGCUGACUAUCACAUUAAAAAAAGUAUAUAUAAGUAUUUUAGAAUAAACAUAUUAUAUUAAUUUUAGUAGUCAGCCCACUCGCUAGCGACACAACAUGCUACCAACUAGCAUUCCUUUUAAAAAGCAUUUCAAGCCAAGCUGUAGGGCUUAUAUCGUCGGCUCUUUAUCAUUUGUCACCCUGUCACGUUCUAACAAGUAUGUAAGUGCGAAAGUGACGCAUGGCAUGACAUGUGAUAAAAAUGCGACCAAUACCGCUGGUCUGAUGGUACAGUCAGAGAAAUAAUGUCAAGACUGACGUAUGAGUGGAUAAACUAGGGGUGUGAGAACGUUAUUUUUUCGACUGUACUGCUAUACGGAAAGAGCGUAGUCUCAAAAGUUAUUGACGGUAUUAUACUAUAUAUUCGAUUAUCAGUGUUACUGUGUAAGCAAACAAACGCAAAAAAAAAUGUAUCCAUCUUGGACUGAACUAGAAACAAUUUAUACAGUGAAUUUUUUUUAAACAAGCAGAUACGUCUGCGAGCGAUAUUCCAAUUUUUUCCUGUUUUUCCUUUAACCGAUUCGGGGCUGAUGACACGCCUGCCGUGUUAUCAAUGUUUUUUACGUGUGGCGUAUGACACGGGAGGAGUGUUAUCAUAUUCUAUGGCGCAUGGCAUGGUUGCCGUGUCCUGAAAUUAUUGUUCCGCGCCACAGCCAAAAGUUUUCGAAAAUGGAACACUCAACGAAUCGGUUAAUAUAACAUUUUGAAUUUAUUCAGUGAACAACAUAAAUUGUAUCGUUUUUAUGCUUACACAGUUCACCAAAAACGUAGUAUUAAACGUGUAUUUUAAGAACAUUGGUGCACCAAAAAAGCUAUAUUUUAGUAAUUCACAGUGCUUCUACAAAACAGUGCCAGUUAAUGUUAAUCAUGGCAAUAAUUAUGAAAGUAUUAAUGUAUGGAAGGAGUUAAGAUAGACUAGGAAUCCUCUAGACGGAGCUUAGAGUAAAUUAUUCCAUGAAACCGAUGCUGCCAAAAAUACAGGGGGACGAGGUGAGCAAGUCCCGUGCCGUGAUUGGUCCGUUCAAAGACACGGGCGUCACACAAAGACACUUCACUCGAAAAUGGAGUAAAACUACCGUAUAUUUGUGGCAGAGGGGGUAGCGCUACUAUGAUCAGUCUGGAGGAUGUCUUGUCCUUGGGUUAAGAAUUAGUAACGAAACUAGCGUAUAGAUGAAGCAUUUUUGAGGCAUUACACCAUUUUUGGUCACCAUAAACAUCGUUUCUCUCUUAGUUGUGGAGUAGACUGCAGGAUUUCGUACAUCAAUAUACGCUAGUAUGUAUUAUUCUUAAAAGCGGGAGGUUUUCUUAAUAUUAGACCUUAAGUGUUUGCAAUAAAGUGUAUUUUCAAUUCUUAUUGGAGAGGCUGGUCACUCAAUAAUUUCUCAAUCUUUCGUAGCUUGAGAUGUACCUGUGACAGUAAGCUAUUCUCUUCUACAUUAGAAUAUCUUCAUAUUUAACGUUCGAGGCCCAGUUAAACUACUUUUUUACAUGCCAUUGCUAUGACUUAAAGAUUGCUCAGCUUUUUUUAAAGUUUACUAUAUAAUGUGAAUAAGUCUAAUAAUUUAGGUCUUCGAAAUGUUUGCGAUUUAUGCCAUUAUGCCUUUAUUCUGGACUUCGAGCUAAACAAAAUAUGAAAGAGGGUGCUCUACUGUAUAACUCUUCUGGUCUUUAAUGUACAAUAAAUUGUUCACCACUCAAAUUCGUGAUUUUUUACAAUUUACUUUAUAUCACAACAUAUAAUUUGGUAAAAAGUGAUAAGGAAGUAUAGCUUUAUUUUUAUUGGUAUCAUGGUAGAGUAAAUAGAUAUGGUUAUACCAGUGGCGUUCGUUUCAUAGUUAAACAGUAACUCAACUAUCGAUACGAAUUAAAUUAACAUUCAUUCAACCGCUCCGCGUCGGUUCCGCAUUUGGUCGGAGUAUCGACAGUGGGGAGACACUCCUCACUUCGGUCGAACUCGGCUCCGUUCGGCUCAGCAUUGCUCCGAGCACUUAUCAGGGUUGGUUGGACUUCCUUUUGCGUGCACGACCACAGAUAAGAUUAUCACUUGAAUUUUGACAACCCUAAAUAGCCGAAAGGGAUAGUGCCAUAUAUUAGAAAGGGAUAGCAUGAUUCGACCCUGAAACGCUGUCAAACUUCGGGUUUGUAGGAAGAAUAAUGGUAGUACUAUUAUUUAUUCCGUGGUAUCGAGAGCGGAUUGAACGCGAUACCGCGCUUCGGCAAUGUGACGUAGCUCAUAACGUUCUGUGCAUUACCAGUUGCGCGGUACUGCGCGCAAUCCGCGUCGUUUCCGCUACCGCGUCAAUGUGACGGAGCCUUUAUAGCCAACUCGGUAUAGUGCGUAGUUUUGUAACAGAGCCCGGCGCGGCGGCUAAUCCUAUUGUCUAUUGUUAAGUAAAACCGCACGUGCUACUUACCUGCAAAAAAGGGUCAUACUCAUUCUAUUUGGCACCUGAGCGCGGGCUAGUCCAACGCUCAAAAAACCAGUGUAGGUGCGCUCUCCGAUAAAGCGCCUUUGUUACGCAUCUCGAUGACACAUUUUAGGUAUUCGACUCGCCGAACCGAAUUACGCAGGUUUUUAUGCAGGUGGUUGUGGCACGUGGCACGAGCGGUUUUACUUAACAAUAGACAAUAGGAUUAGCUCGGGCUCAGUUACAAAACUACGAACUAUAUCAUAUGUUUAGUCGUAGGUACUUACUGUUCUCAAAACGAACGCCACUGUAUGUAACAUCUUUUUGCUAUACGAUUAAUAUGCUUCAAAGGCCCAAUGCUUGAUUCCCUUUAGGAUGGACGCAAAUAUCGACACGUUCUUAUAUGUGUACACUCUGUAAUAGUGUCUUAGAAUACCAUGACACAAUACUAGGCUUACCGCGAACCACUUCGUCUAUUUGCCUUCAUUGCUCGAAUAUGUAGAGUAAGGGCUCUUUUAUACGAUGCGAGAACUCGCAUGCGAGUUUCAUACCAUUGCGGGUUUUGAUCGGCCGGUUGAAUUGGACGUAACCAACAGUCCGCAAUGUAACUAAAAUCGCAUGCGAGUUCGCGCGCCGUCUAAGGGCUGAUUUAGACAAUGCGAGAAGUCGCAUGCGAGUUUCAUACCAUUGCGGGUUUUGAUCGGUCGGAUAAAUUGGACGUAACUAACAGUCCGCAAUGUAACUAAAAUCGAAUGCGAGUUCGCGCGCCGUCUAAAUCAGGCCUUAAUCUAAAUCAGCCAUAAUAGAGAGGCAGAUAACAAAAUUUCGAUUUUCGCGGUAAGCCAUCACGAUAUCGUAGCGAAAUUAUCGUCCAUACCUUUUGACAUUUAUUUUUUUAGAUGAUUUAAAUAAAAUAUUUAGCUUAGAAUAUACAUUCUCUGAACUCUUAGACUAGACGUGGGAACACAUACUUCUUUUUAGUAUAGUAUCUAAUGUUGGGUCUAUUCUUAGUUUGUGCUAUAUUUUUUACGAUUUUUAUUUGUUACUUUACUGUAAUAAUGGAAUAUUUCAAUAGAUGUGUAAAGUUUUAUGGAAUGUAAUAGUUUGGCCAAAAAUAAAGCUUAUUUAUUCAA
This is a messenger RNA of Cydia fagiglandana, 7829 nucleotides long. RefSeq names its product rho GDP-dissociation inhibitor 1 (gene RhoGDI). Gene Ontology annotation, cellular component: cytoplasm; membrane; cytosol. Gene Ontology annotation, biological process: Rho protein signal transduction. Bases 171 to 779 code for a protein of 202 amino acids. Lineage: Eukaryota; Metazoa; Arthropoda; Insecta; Lepidoptera; Tortricidae. Gene Ontology annotation, molecular function: protein binding; Rho GDP-dissociation inhibitor activity. The transcript has 5 exons. The record is from RefSeq and is a predicted model, not a curated record.